Messenger RNA from Didymosphaeria variabile, 3156 nucleotides. RefSeq names its product rRNA-processing protein utp21 (gene UTP21). Gene Ontology annotation, cellular component: small-subunit processome; Pwp2p-containing subcomplex of 90S preribosome. Gene Ontology annotation, molecular function: protein binding. NCBI's taxonomy places the organism in Eukaryota, Fungi, Ascomycota, Dothideomycetes, Pleosporales, Didymosphaeriaceae. Gene Ontology annotation, biological process: rRNA processing. The record is from RefSeq and is a predicted model, not a curated record. The transcript has 3 exons. Bases 1 to 3156 code for a protein of 1051 amino acids.
AUGCCGGUGCCUGCAGUGCCCGAAAACAUUUCCAAUGGACCUGUCGCGAAGCGGCAGAAGCUCCAGGCUGGCAGUGAAACAAGUGGCACCACUGUUGUGCGCAAAUCAAAGAUCUUUGCGCCGUUUCGAACUGUUGGCCUAGUGUCUCCGACAGAUGUUCCUUUCGCAUCAAUUCCACUCGGAAAAGCAACAUUCCAAAUCACUACCUCGGUUGGCAGAUCGCUGCAGACGUACGACUUGCGACGCGGAUUAAACCUCGUGUUUAUCACACGCCCUCAGACUCCCGAAAACAUCACAGCCACUCUGGCAUGGAAGAAGGUGGUAUUGGCAGCAUGGGGUGGUCCAGAUGCACAGUCUACUAGGGGCAUCUGGGUAUUCCAGCGUGGCAAAAAGAUUAACGAGCUGGAACUACCGCGAGGGCUCGACGAGAACAUUACGCGCCUCAUUGCUUUCGGAGAAUGGAUCAUAGGAUGUGGUGCUACCAGAAUUGAAGUAUGGAAAUCGGCUACGCUGGAGCACUACACCACGCUGCAGGGCGCAUCGUCUAGUGCUCUUUCGGGUUGCUUCUGCAACAUGCCGACCUACUUGAACAAGAUAUUUGUGGGAAGAGAAGACGGAUCUGUUGAGAUUUGGAACGUCAACACUGGCAAAUUACUGUACACACUCCUACCGCCCGCGGCCGACUGGGGCUCUGUAACCGCGCUGCAGCCGACACCUGCGUUGUCACUCCUCGCGAUCGCAUACGAAUCGGGCCCGUUGUGCAUUCACGACGUCAGAGCCGAUAAAGAGGUGAUGCGCCUGAACCUGGGGUCCUCGAAGAAGACACACAUCACCUCUAUAUCAUUCAGGACGGAUGGUCUCGGGGCCGGAGAAGAUGGCCGGAAAUCUGGUGUAAUGGCAACGGCGAGCAGGUACAGCAGCGACGUCACAUUCUGGGACCUCAACGACAAAGGUCGCAAGAUGGGUACUUUACAUGGUGCGCAUAAUCCUCCUCCUUCGGCUAACGGAAGCGUCGGCGGCGGUAUCAGCAAAGUAGAAUUCUUGGUAGGCCAAUCUGUGAUCGUUUCGAGUGGGCUGGACAAUACUUUGAAGAGCUGGAUAUUCGAUGAAACCCUUUUCUCGCCAACACCGCGAAUCCUGCACUCACGUGGUGGACACGCUGCGCCUGUUUCUUCCUUGAAGUUUUUGCCAUCAAGCUCCAAUGGUGCGGACGAUGUCGGGAAGUGGUUAUUGAGUGCGAGCCAGGACCGAAGCUUGUGGGGUUGGAGUUUGCGAAGGGACGGCCAAAGCACUGAACUCAGUCAAGGCGCCGUGCAGAAGAAAGCAAAGAAAACAGGACUUCUCAAGGGUGGCGCUAAAGAUCCCAGGCUGCAUGGCGCCUUCGAAAACCUCAAGGCGCCUGCAAUCACCUGUAUGGCAUGCUCUCUCAACCGUGACGGUGGCAUGGGAGCAAUGCCUGGCGUUACGGGAAUUUGGAAUAAUUCUUCCAAAGUGAAAGGAGAGAAGGGCACGCCUGAGGUGAACAUGGCCGGGUGGGAAAGCAUCGUGACGGGUCAUGCAGGAGAUAAGAAGGCAAGAACUUGGUUCUGGGGUCGCAAAAGAGCGGGCAGAUGGGCUUUUAGUACUGGUGACGAUACUGCAGUGACGAGUGUGGCCAUCUCCCCGUGCGGCACUUUCGCAGUGAUCGGAUCCGCUGGUGGCGCGAUCGACAUGUACAACCUCCAAUCGGGUCAGCACCGACGGAGGUUUCCAUCGCGACUGACGCCGGUUGAGGCUAAGAAACUCAAGCUCGAACGACUUCAGAGGGAGGAGGAUUCUCUUGACAUGGACUCUUCAGCGACGAGAAAAUUCAAUAAAGGUGAAGGGCGCCACAAGGGAGCCAUCACUGGUCUGACAGUAGAUGGACUGAAUCGAGUCGUUGUCAGCUGUAGCGAUGACGGUAAAGUGAAGUUCUGGAACUUUACGACAGGCAUCCUCCAACACGAACUCGACUGGUACCCAAUGACCAAGAUUCUUGGCCUUCGGUACCACAACAACAGCGAUCUGGUCGCGAUGAACUGUGACGAUGGAUCUAUCAGGGUCGUGGACAUUGAGACAAAGAAGCUCGUCCGUGAGCUGUGGGCGUCGCGAUCACAUGCAGAUCUGCAGAUUAUCGACUACACGUUUUCUAACGAUGGGCGAUGGAUAUUAGCAGCGACUUCCGACUCCACGGUCCGGGUCUGGGACCUGCCCACCGGCCAUCUAAUUGACGCGAUGAAGCUGCCCGGGACAUGUACCGCGGUCUCUUUCUCGCCUUCUGGGGAGUAUCUCGCCACUGCUCUUGACGGAGAAGUAGGAGUACACAUCUGGACAAAUCGGACUCUUUUCACACACGUGUCGACACGACAGAUAUCAGAGGAUGAGGUAGCUAUCAUGAGUGCGCCCACGGCCUCGGGCGAAGGCGGCGAAGAUCUAGUGGAUGCUGCUGCCGAGGAAGAAGACGAAGAAGACGAAGAUGAAAUUGCCGUGCCUAUCAUGGAUCAGUUGAGCGAGGGUAUCACGACACUCAGUCUGGUCCCGAAAGCGCGAUGGCAGACAUUGCUCCAUCUCGAUGUCAUACGCGCGCGCAACAAGCCCAAGGAAGCGCCAAAGGCUCCCGAGAAAGCGCCUUUCUUCCUACCAUCUACGUCGCAGUCAGACGCGAACAAGGCCGCGAAUGCUCUUGUCACGACAGACGUCGAGCCAACAUCACGCAUCUCGAGCUCGACGCUUGCCUCGCGGUCACGGGGUGCGACAGCUACGAGUGAAUUUACGCGCCACCUUGCCCAGGCAGCAGAUACAUCCGACCAUGCUCCUGUGCUUGCGCAUCUCUCGUCACUGACUCCUUCAGCAGCGGACAUGGCGAUACGUACCCUUGAUACGACGCCGCCCUACGAUGAGCUGCGUACGUUCAUCGAAGCCCUAACAGGCAGGUUGAAGGAGCGGAGGGACUACGAGCUGGUGCAAGCAUGGAUGAGUGUCUUCUUGCGACUACAUGGUGAUGUGGUCGUUCAGGACGAGCAGCUUGUAGGAUUGCUGAGGAAGUGGCAGGAAGAGGCGAAGAGAGAGAGGGAGAGAGUGGGAGGGCUGGUGGGCUACUCGGUUGGUGUAGUGGGAUGGGUUAGGAGUGCGAGAUGA